Messenger RNA from Bufo gargarizans (Asiatic toad), 531 nucleotides. Its product is annotated as transcription factor HES-5-like. Gene Ontology annotation, molecular function: DNA-binding transcription factor activity, RNA polymerase II-specific; RNA polymerase II cis-regulatory region sequence-specific DNA binding; protein dimerization activity. Lineage: Eukaryota; Metazoa; Chordata; Amphibia; Anura; Bufonidae. Gene Ontology annotation, cellular component: nucleus. The record is from RefSeq and is a predicted model, not a curated record. Gene Ontology annotation, biological process: regulation of neurogenesis; regulation of transcription by RNA polymerase II; anterior/posterior pattern specification. The coding region runs from base 64 to 531 and encodes 155 amino acids. The transcript has 3 exons.
ACUAGUAGUCAGACAGCUCCUGCCUCACACAGCACAAGUCUACAGACCCCCAGACACUGCACCAUGGCUCCAUGCAGUGUGAGGACCCUGGAUCAUCAGGCUGGUGGCCAACUCAGAAAGCUGAGGAAACCGGUGAUCGAGAAGAUGAGGAGAGACCGGAUUAACAGCAGCAUUGAGCAGCUGCACAUCUUACUGGAGAAGGAGUUCCAGAGACAUCAGCUACCCUCCAAACCUGAGAAAGCCGAUAUCCUGGAGAUGACGGUCACCUUCCUGCAGCGCCACAUGGCGGAGAGAAAUGUCACAGCCUCCAGCCAGGCCCAGAGAGAAGGCUUCUCCACCUGCGUCCAGGACUCCAUCACCUUCCUGUCCCAGCACAAACAGACCGAGCUCCAGAUCCAGCUGCUGCAGAACCUCCCUGGGGCUCACACUAUGACAUACGGGGCUGUAUCUCCUCCUGUAUCCUCCAUCCACCAGACCCCCAGCAAACACAGCCCCCUGGACAGCAGCAAAGCCUUAUGGAGACCCUGGUAG